AUGGGAAAGGACAAAUUCCUCCACACUCCUCCACAAGCUUCAAGAAGCAAGCUGAACCAAAGAAGUUCAAAUGGAAGUGCCACAAGUGUGGCAAGAUGGGCCACAAAGCUAAUGUUUGCCGUAGCAAAGCUGGUCCAAGUGAAGACAAAGGGAAGUCUCAGGCUCACCUCACAGAAGAUGACUUGUGUGCUGUGGGACAUGUUUAGUACCUAUCAGAAAUGCAACAAUGGAGAACGCCUAUUGAUGGGAAACACUGGUUCUUCCAAGAUUGAGGGUCAUGGCAAAGUGGUGCUGAAGAUGACCUCAGGAAAGGAGAUCACUCUCCAAAAUGUGAAGCAUGUGACAGACAUGAGAAAGAAUCUGAUUUCUGGUACUCUUAUGAGUAAGGCCGGAUUUGCUACCAAUUUCGAGUCUGACAAGCUUGUGCUCAAGAAACAUGGAGUUUAUUUGGGAAAGGGGUAUGUUAAGGAUGGACUUGUCAAAAUGUGUGUCAUGCCAGUCAUCCGAAACUGA
Molecule: messenger RNA, 513 nt
Organism: Microthlaspi erraticum
Lineage: Eukaryota; Viridiplantae; Streptophyta; Magnoliopsida; Brassicales; Brassicaceae
Source: the annotation of a GenBank genome assembly